Molecule: messenger RNA, 2485 nt
Organism: Lipotes vexillifer (Yangtze River dolphin)
Lineage: Eukaryota; Metazoa; Chordata; Mammalia; Artiodactyla; Lipotidae
Gene: CHGB
Product: chromogranin B
Exons: 5
Coding region: 118-2088 (656 amino acids)
Cellular component (GO): secretory granule
Source: RefSeq, a predicted model, not a curated record
GCGGGGACCAAGAUACAAGGCUAUUUUCCCCGAGUAUCUGCAUCCCGCCUUCCGUCCACGUCUGCUCACCGUCAGCCGCCACCCUCUUCUCCUGCGCAGAUUCCGGCGAGCCGGGCCAUGCAGCCUGCAGUGCUUCUCGGCCUCCUGGGAGCCACGAUGAUGGCGGCUGUCAGUUCUAUGCCAGUGGACAUCAGGAACCACAGUGAAGAAACGGUGACUCGCUGCAUCAUCGAGGUCCUCUCAAAUGCCUUGUCGAAGUCCAACACUCCACCCAUCACCCCUGACUGCCGACAAGUCCUGAAGAAGAGUGGAAAACAGCUCAAAGAUGAAGAGAAAAGUGAAAAUGAAAACACAAGAUUUGAAGUGAGAUUGUUAAGAGACCCAGCUGACGCCUCAGAAGCCCCCAGGACCUCCAGUAGGGAGGACGCAGGGGAGGAGGACGCCCAAGGCCAGACAGUGGCAGACACAGAGGGCGGUGGGCACAGCCGAGAGCGGGCAGGCGAGCCCCAAGGCAGCCAAGUGGCCAAAGAAACAAAGGCACGCCAUUCUGAGAAGAGCAAGGGACACGACAGGGAGGAAGAAGAGGCAGAGAAAUAUCAGAAAAGGGAGCGUGUGGAAGAUGGCAGUGAGGAGAGACACCCUGGAGGGCCAGGAGAGGCACAAACUGCUCUUCCCAGCCACAGAAACCAGACUCCAGCUAAGAAAGAGGAGUUAGUGUCCAGAUAUGAUACGCAGUCUGCGGGGGGCCUGCAGAAGUCUCACAGCCGGGAGAGGAGCAGCCAGGAGAGUGGAGAGGAGACCGGGAGCCAGGAGAAUGGGCCCCGAGAGCCGCAAAGCCACCCCGAGCGCUGGGAAGGACCUGAGGAGAGCGAGGAGGAUGUCAGCCCCGAGGCAGACAAGCGACGCUCGAGGCCAAGACACCACCACGGGAGGAGCAGGCCCGACAGGUCCUCUCAGGAAGGGAGUCCUCCCGCUGAGGGAAGGGUGUACUCCCGGGAGGAGCCACACGUGGGCACAGGCAGCUCAGGGGAAAAGAGAGCCCGCCACCCAACCCUCUCCAGGGCUUCGGAGGAAGAAGCCGAAUACGGGGAGGAAGUGAGGAGUCACCUGGCUGCCCGGGCUCCCGGGGACCUGGAGAGGGCACGAUAUGGGGGCAAAGGAAGUGAAGAGCACUGGGCUCCCAGGCCUCGCAGUGAGGAGAGCCCAGAGCAGGAGGACAGGAGAAAAGGCCUCAGCCUAGAGCUGAAUAGCAUGGCGCACGGCUAUGACGAGGAGAGCGAGGAAGAGAGAGGCCAGGAGGGGGGACCCCACCACAGAGCCCGGGGAGGGGAGCCGGGAGCCUACUCCACUCUACACCAAACAGAAGAGAAACGGUUCUUGGGUGAAGCGCACCACCGUGUUCAGGAAAGCCAGACGGAAAAGGCGAGGCGGCAUCCACCAGGCGAGGUGCGAAAUUACCUCGACUAUAACGAGGAAAGGGGUGAGGAAGGGGCCCGAGGGAAGUGGCCACAGCUGGGGGACCCGCAAGACGCUGAAGAGAACAGGGAAGAAGCUGGGCUUCGAGGCAAACAGUAUGCUCCCCCUCACAUCACCGAAAAGGAGAGAUUAGCGGAGCUUGUCAGUCCAUACUACGACCCUCCCCAGUGGAAGAGCAGCCGGUUUGAGAGAAAAGACCACCUGGAUGACAAUUCUCUUGAGGGUGAAGAGGAGAACGGGCUGACCUUGAAUGAGAAGAAUUUCUUCCCAGAAUACAACUAUGACUGGUGGGAGAAAAAGCCCUUUGAAGAGGAUGUAAACUGGGGGUAUGAGAAGAGAAACCUGGCCCCCAAACUGGAUCUGAAAAGGCAGUACGACAGAGUGGCCGAACUGGACCGGCUCCUUCACUACAGGAAGAAGUCAGCUGAGUUCCCGGACUUCUAUGGCUCGGAGGAGCAGAUGCACCGUCGCCACACAGCAGAAAAUAAAGAGGAGAGAGCUGGCCAAGGAGUUCUGACGGAGGAAGAGGAAAAAGAACUUGAAAACUUGGCUGCGAUGGAUUUGGAACUACAGAAAAUAGCUGAGAAAUUCAGUGGUAACCGAAGGGGCUGAUGGUCAUUGGAGCAAAGGGCAGAUUUUAAAAGCAGCCCUCACAUGAUCUGUUUUCCACCACUUCACUGAAAGACCCCAUUUAUUUACCCAAAGGCAGAACGUAGAAUUUACUGUUCAUCAGAUGUUUGACAUGAUUGGAAAGAAAUGUCCUUAAUUUUUGCCAGAAUGUUAUUGAAAAUAUGAAUAGUAUGACUUGUAGCAUAUUCUUUAUCAAAUAAUAGAUAUAUUAACAUGCUUGUGACAAUGACUGUGCUACUGUCCUUGAAAAAAUGUCUCAGUUUGAAGUAAUAAAAGAUUCACCUGAGGCCAAAAGUGUCAUGUUCUCAGCUUCCUUUGGGCUAAUAGGGAGGAGUAUGACUUUUAGAUUCAUUCUUCAAAGUACAUUCUAAAAUAUAGC